AUGGAGAGCGCUGUCGUGACGCUCAAAACGAGACGGAGAAAACGGACAGCGGCGGGAAAACUGACGUCCUUCAGACUGAAGCUGGGGAAGCUAAAGGUGGUGCGGCGGCAGCUGCUGCAAAGGUAUGAACACCAGCCAUUUGUCUCCUGUCUGGCUGGCCUCUACGGCUGCCAAUGGAGACGAUACCAAAGAGCCCGGGCACAGCCGGGAGAGUGCUGCUGCAGCAAGGUGGAGUGUGGCAGCUUUGGCCUCCUGAUCCUCACCUUUUUCCUGAGUUUUGUGUUCCUCUAUUUCUGGAGUGAAGCCCAGAACGACUACAAUGACUUUGACUGGUUUAACUUUGGGAAUCUUGGGUUCUGGUUCCCCUGGUCUCUGGUCCUGCUGAUUGUUGCUGCGGCUCUCUUCACAUACAUCGCUCUGCUAUUGGUGCUGGCGGUGUGUUUGCUUUCUGAGGGCCAGAGGUUGUACCUUCACUGGAGCCACAAGUCUGGUAUUGUGGUGACGCUGGCGUUCUCCGUCACAGCCACCGCCAUCCUCUCUGACCUCUGGAGCAAAGAAUGGAAGACUCUCCUCCUCUCUCUGCAGGUCACAGCACCUUACCUACAUGUGGCUGCAGUGUCAUUGAUGGCGAUUCUUUCCUGGCCAAUAGCAUUACAUUUCUUUCGCAUGAACAAGAAAGUCCGUCAGGUGGCCGUCCUGGGACUCUUUCUGUCCGUGCUGUUCUCGCUCUACUUGGUUCCUCUGGGAAUGUACUCGCCCUGCAUCAAAGAGGCGGGAACUCUGGGACCUGCCCCUACUCUCAUUGGGCACAGAGGAGCUCCAAUGCUCGCUCCGGAGAACACUGUGAUGUCUUUUGAGAAGGCAGUGGAAGCUGGAGGAGAAGGACUGGAGACUGAUGUCACCAUCAGUUUUGAUGGUGUUCCCUUCCUGAUGCACGACUCCACCCUGAAGAGGACCACUAACAUCGCGGAGGUUUUCCCAAACAGGACACACCUCGACGCCUCCAUGUUCACUUGGACCGAGCUGCAGCAGUUGAACGCUGGUGAUUGGUUCUUAUCGAGGGAUCCGUUUGGCACCGUGUCAUCCCUCUCUGUGGCAGACCGCUCCCAGGCCCAGAACCAGUCUAUUCCCUCACUGGUCCAGUUCCUGGAGGUAGCAGCCCGAAGUGGUAGACUCGUACUGUUCGACCUGCGCAGGCCACCGCUUGGACACCCAUACAGUCUGUCAUACAUCAACACCACUCUACAGGUGGUACAGGCCCACAUCAACUCCUCGCAGGUCCUGUGGCUGCCAUCUGAAGACAGGGACCAGGUCCAGGCUGUGGACCCACACCUGCAGCAGACCUCUGGAGAAAAGGCUUCUAUCCAGGAGUUGACAGACGGACACAUCACCAGACUGAACCUGCACUACAGCACCAUGUCUCAGCAACAGAUCCGAAAGUACCAGUCAGUGAACAUCAGCACUAACCUGUAUGUGAUCAGCCAGCCUUGGCUCUACACACUGGCCUGGUGUGCUGGAGCGCAGUCCGUGACCACCAACUCCAUCCACAUCCUGUCCAACAUCAACAAGCCGCUGUUCCUGAUGACCCCAGAGGAAUAUAGUCUGAUGUGGAUUCUUACUGAUGUGGUGUCAGCCUUCCUCAUCACUGCAAUUUUCAUAUUCCACUGGUGGAGAGAGCGAGGCCUGCCCUUCUGGUCCGGCAGCCGGCAGACUCACGAGAAUGGACCAUACAGCAAGUUCAGGACAGAGCUCAGCGAUGUUUGGUCCAUCUCCAGCGUCACUGUCCGGCCUGAUUUACGGAGCAUGCCUACUUCACCCAGCACCCCUCACCUGCCCACCAUCACAGAGGAGUGAGAGGGAGGGAGAUUAAAAAAGGAAGGUGCAAGUCAGGAAAGGACAGAUAAGAGAUGGAAAAAGUCCUUGUUGAGAGUGUGAUGAAGGCCUGUCAAACUCUCUGAUCUUAAGCUUUUGUUAUUUAAUUAUUGUUGCUUAUAAUAGUCAGUCUAUUACUUAGCAUCAGUUUAACACCCACAAAAUCGAUGUGGAUUGAUGGGACUUGACAGUGUGAGCAGCCAACACAGCAUUUGUCUUCACAUUUUGAUGGAAAACUCCGAGCAGUGCACAGAAAUUUGUGACACCACCUUUUAACAAACAAAUGAAAACUAAAAAUGUUUGGAAGUCAUGACAGAGAGAGCAGAAAGUAGACGGCACACUCUAUUCUCCAUCUGUCAUCCUCUCGGUCUGUGGGUGGGCCGCCUGUGGAAGACGAACAGCUGGAAAUAAAAAGCCUUCAUUCAUUUCCCAUCAGAGAUGAAGCAAAUGGACUGUGGACACGCGCCCUGGGGUGUCCGUUUCCAUACUGUAAUCUCAUGAUGCCAUUAAAUUCCUCAAAGUGAGGACAGUUAAAGACGAGACCAGAGGAUGAGGACGUUUUCAUUUCUGGUCAUUCGGCACGGUGAACGAACAAAAUAAUGAACGUCUGCAGCUGCAGUGAUCCAUCAGUCACCUUUGUGCGUCUGCUCGCUGAUGAAGGACCGAAUGUUGAUCAGAGACGCUCUGUGAUAAACUGUAAACACAGAAGAAAUGAAAUGGACUCUUACAUAUGAGCUGUGCUUUUUCAUUUUCAGCUGUACAGACAUCAGGUGCAUCAGACAAAAACCUUAAACCAUGUCUUAAAUGAUCAUUUGUGUGUCUGAAUUGCUAGAUUCAGUGUGUGAACUCGACACUGUUGGACUGACAGAAAGAAUGUAAACCAAAGGCUCGGGAAGGGUACAGUUCAUCUGUGUACUAAAGUGAAUGUAAUAUUAAGUUUCCAAAAAGUAUGCAGAUUUUUGGCUGUAUGUCCAACAUGACAUUUUUCCCAGGGUCAGAUCUCAGUUUUACCACCGUGGGGAAAAAGUCAUUUAAAUUAGUUUAUAUAUACAUAUAUCUCUAUAUAUUGCUGGUUAGCUUAAUCUAUAAGUACUAUAGCAUAAUUAAUCAGUAGGUUUAUUUUUUUAUAGUAAUAGUCUAAACCUGCAAUUAAUAACUAGAGCUUUAAGAUAAAUGUAGUGGUUUAAACGUCCUACUGUAGGCUCCCCCUGCAUGCUGCAGGCAUCACUGCUCGAGAGAGACGGCGGCUGCUGUCAGCCUGCAGAGGUUUACAAGGAAUCUGCAAAAUGUAAUGAUGGUGACAAACUAAACAUUCAGUUUGUCUGCAUCCAAUCAGCUUUUGUUUUAUCUUAUUUCAGUCGCUCUGUCACCGUGUCAAACACACCUGGCGGUGGAUGGUACCAGGUGUGAAGUUAGUUUUGUAGAUCAAGGACUCUCAUUGGCUUUUUACCUGUACUGGUUUUGAAUGUGAUUGGGUCAACGUGCCACUCACAGCCCUUCAUCUUUGCUCUGUGUGUGUGUGUGUGUGUGUGUGUGUGUGUGUGUGUGUGUGUGUGUGUGUGUGUGUGUGUGUGUGUGUGUGUGUGUGUGUGUGUGUGUGUGUUUUAAGUCUUUUAAGUCUUUUACAGUUUAUGGAUCCAUCAGUUUGCUGGGGUCCACUUUGGUCCAGGUGAUGUAAAUUUUCUUAUCUGAUAUAAAGCAGGAGUCUCCGUGUGGAGGCCUGCGGGGGCGGUUGGGCAGACUUUGAGCAGACUUCAGAGACAUUAUGAAUGAACACCGCUCUGUGAUGUCUGCAGCUGACUGUGUAUAUUCCCCACCACUGCUCUUCACGCAGAUUCAAACCCAAGUCUGCUUCAGUUUGUCAAAACAAUCACUCUCACAAGCUUUUGAAAACCCCUCUUGCAAUGCAGAGAGGUUUAUAAGUUUAGUGGCUUGACUGAAGCAAUUCAAAUGAACAGAGUCGCACCUCUUCCAGGUUAGGUGAUCACAUGGUUAAACAGACCUGAUGUUGGGGGUUAUUGUUGAGCAGGCGCUGCAGAGCCACCAAGAACAAACUUGUUUAUGGUGUUGUGUUGAGUAAAGUGGGGGCUGAAUCUAAAUCUAAGCUCCUAAAUCCUUUUAACCGUCCGCAUGGCUCUAUUUUAGUCACACUGCCUCCCUCAUUGCCUCUCCUUUCAGCAGCCUUGUGGACCUUCUUUGAUGUGAGAAUACUGACUGCAAGAAAAGUCUGUUUGUUAGUAAAACGUGCCAGCGGCACAAACUGCCCGACACGCGGGGGUUUUUUUUUUUUAAACUUGCUGCUGGUAAUUUUAUUUUGGUGUCUCAUCAGUGCCAAGUGUGGUAUCAGUGUCAGAGAAACCAGACUACUUUAAUGAGGUGAUAAGUGCAGUAUCAGCGUUGUCUUCAAAUAUAUACCCAGUAUUUCCUGGCUACACACUGCUGUAAGCGGAUUUGUUUUUCAUCACUUUGAUCGCACAUCAUACGUAAAUGUGCCGGAUUCUUAUUUAGAAAAUACAAAAUAGUUUCUAAAAAUUCUCCAAUGGUGACUCAUUAUGCUAAAAGUGCAGUCUUUGCUACAAGCACAUGUUUAAUGGACCAAUUUCUGUGUGGAAAUGUGAGUAAAAACAAAACACUGGAAACCUGUCGACUUGGCGUAAAAAGUAAUUUGCUGCUGUUUUUUUUCUUUUUUUGUACCUCCAGUGCUUUUAUCCAUCCUUUAUUUGCCAACUCCCGUCUGCAGUGCUUUAUGUCAGUGUCUGCAGGCUCAGCUCUAAACAUUCAGGGUGAAGAGCAACAGGACAGAGACAGUUUUGUUAGCUUUGACCAAUCUUGUAUGUUACUCCCCUCCUGUCCCCUAAUCAGGGUCGUAACACUGAUAAUGAGAAGUAAAUUAAGUGUCUCGUGUCUUAAUUAAGGCACAAAAUAAGACUUUGUACCCCUCAGCAGUAAAAGCCUGAUGGGACGUUAUCGUCACCCUGCCGGGCAGGCCGGUGGCAUGGACACAGUUUGUGAAUGGAGGAGAACGAAGCAACAUUGUUACCACGGGUGCAUCUUCUGAGAGGUUGAGGGUAACGCGGCAGCUGUCAUUAUUUUCCUAUAGUGUUAAAAUCUGCACAGUUUUCAGUAAAUUCCCAGCUGCAGACUUCAGUAAAUGAUAAUUCAUUUAAGUACUCUCCUCCAAAAAUCUUCAAAAAAGUCAGAAUUAAACAGGACAGCUGAAAUCUACCACUUAUAUAUGCAACGAGGCAGUUGAAGUCUGACACCAGGUGUCCUUAGCAAAUUCAAACGGUAGUUUUCAAAAGAGGGUUUUGUGCCAAAUUUCUCCAAUUUUAAUCAAUUCAUAGAUUUGAAUAAAUGAUUUUGUUGGAAACUUGGAGCUGCUCUCGAGCAGACUUGCAGCUUUCCCUGUUCUGCACCACACUGGACUCCCAUGUUGGGCCCACAGAGGGCUGGGUUUGGUCCAGCAGAGGGCAGGGAGACACAAGACCUCCGAAUGAUUAGAGCUCAAACAGUCACGAUGCACUGUAAUCUGAAUGUGUAGUUGGUGUUUGACAGUGGCUGAUCUGCUGUGUAAGCUUGAUGUUUUAACUAGUUUCUGUAAACAGCCGUUUUUAGUUGAGAGUAAUACUCGAGCAUCCAGAGGAACUGCUGGAAUUUCACAGGACAGGCAGCAAACAAACAGCAUCAAAGAAAUCUGUGUAAUACGUUUAUCAACAUGCUAAUUGCAAAUAAAAUCUACUCAAAAUCAUAAAAACGUAGUUGAUAUUUUGUGACUUUUGACCAAAGAAAGCUACGAGAGUAGCUUUGUGCGAUUGAUGCCUGAAAAUCCAGUCCAUCCUAUUCGUCUUACGGUGCUUUGCUGGUUAUAGCAUUUAUGACGAGACCCGGAUUCUUCAUACAGAAAUAAUUAUCCACUAAUCAUUAAUGGGUUUUAAAAAAAUCGAUUGUUACCACCAAUAAUGGGCGGACAGACGUGUUUAAGUCGGCAUGUGUUUGAGAAACCCCCUUUUAUGCCAGUUUUUCAGUUAAGAAAAAAGUCAACAAGCAGCUGGGCACACAGCGCCAUCAGCAGGCAGUCGGGUCGUCGCACUUUGGCCCAGCAGUGGGCCCGUUUUACAAGCAACUCUUACAGUUUAUGCUAGAGACAAAAUCCAAAUGGUUCCUGAAAGAUGAGAACUGUCCAGCCAAAACUACAAAAUGAAUUCAGGCAUCCUGUUUGAUACUUUAGGUGAUAAAGUUUAAGACUCACUGAGACUUCAGGCCUCUCCGGGUUGAGGGGUUAAACCGUCCAAAACAGGCCACCUUUAAUAAAGACUGAUGAUCUGGAUUAUCUGGUGCUUGGAAAGAUUUCGUUUCGUAGUCAGUGCAGCGUCUCUGCUUUGCUGUCUUCAUUCCUGCAGGAGUGCAAACAUUUUUAAGCGGGUACAACUGAGGCUGUCUGUUAGUUGUUUGGUUCGUCGAUCCUGGAGGGGUCCUGUCUGCACACAGAGGUUCUGUUCAUUGGCUGCUCUUUAAAUGUGACUCAUCUUUUAAUGUUACGGAUGUAAGAGACAUUUACAGGCAAAGUGGGACCUCUGAGGUGUUAAAUGAUAAAAGUCACUGAAAAGAGCGAGAGCAUCAAAUCUUAUGUAUCGCUUAGUGUUGUUUUUGAAUAAUGAGCUUCACACUUGGUGCUGAGAAGUGAUCUGUGAUAUAAUGUAAUAUUAUAAAACUAGUAUCAUAGUUCAGAUGCUAAUCUUUCAAAAUGUUAAAUAUGUUCUGGUUUUUUUACAUUGUGCUGUUCUGACCUGCAAUAUUUUAUUUUAAAGGAAAUUAUUUUGCUUUACUGUAACUUAUCUGAUGAAAUGCUGCCGUCACCUGGUAUUAAACAUUACAAACAGAA
Messenger RNA from Maylandia zebra (zebra mbuna), 6754 nucleotides. The record is from RefSeq and is a predicted model, not a curated record. NCBI's taxonomy places the organism in Eukaryota, Metazoa, Chordata, Actinopteri, Cichliformes, Cichlidae.